This is a messenger RNA of Mizuhopecten yessoensis (Yesso scallop), 5967 nucleotides long. Its product is annotated as glutamate receptor ionotropic, NMDA 2B-like. The record is from RefSeq and is a predicted model, not a curated record. The coding region runs from base 1028 to 4267 and encodes 1079 amino acids. NCBI's taxonomy places the organism in Eukaryota, Metazoa, Mollusca, Bivalvia, Pectinida, Pectinidae. Gene Ontology annotation, molecular function: transmitter-gated monoatomic ion channel activity involved in regulation of postsynaptic membrane potential; NMDA glutamate receptor activity. The transcript has 16 exons. Gene Ontology annotation, biological process: monoatomic ion transport; synaptic transmission, glutamatergic; modulation of chemical synaptic transmission. Gene Ontology annotation, cellular component: plasma membrane; postsynaptic membrane.
CGGGCAACAACGUUCACCGCGCGCGGCUCUCAUCCUAGUAACGGACUCAGCACACUCCGUGCCACACAACACGUGUGACCAAGCACGAAACGGUACCCUGUGUCUUGAGGAGCCUCACAAUCAUUGUAUCGAUCUCGAGUCUUUAAGGAAAUUAGGCGAUCAACAGUUGUGGAAAGUCCUUGGAUUACGUAACCAUUCAUUCCUGGUAAAAAGCGUACGUACACAUCCGACAAUUGUCAGCACCGACAGGACUAGGCAUACAGCGUCACACAAGUGUUACCGUUAUGCCAUGGCCCGGGAUGAACCAAAUCGGAAGAGGAAAUGAACUCAGUCACGUGGAAAGCUAAAUCACCACAAAGGUUUGUAAGAGGGCACAGUGAAAUGUCAACGGAGUCAGCAUCAGUAUCAAGCGUGCACUGAGGUACGGCGGGAGUGUGUCGGGAGACUCCGUCAACAAUCAGGUGUACUCGGGACAAAAUGGGAACACGUGCCACCAGAUAGAAAUAUGCACUGUGAUAUAUCCUCUACUUAUCUACCCUACACUCGUAGUUGGAAUUAUAUUUAUGUCGAUGUAGUAUAAUAGAUGUUCAUGUUUCUAUGAACUGUAAAAUUACAAUCGUUGUUGGAACUGCAUCUGUGUCAAACUAGUAGAGAAAUUCAUAUUCUCAUGAACUUUGGCUGAAAAAGUUUUCCUCGCUACAUCUGGCGUAAUUUUUGCCACAGAACUUAUACCGAAAGUGAGAUUACCACCUCGUGGAUGUUUUGAUUGAGAAUUGUGAUUUAUCACGCAACAAGGAAAGGGAACAUAUGACCUAAUAUGUAACUACAAACUAUAACAACAUAUUUCCUAUAAAUAUAGUAAUCGAAACGUGUAUUGAUUUUGACUGAAAGUGAGUGGACCAGUUCUAGGGGAAUUUAUAUUAGUUUGAUUGACGAAAUUUUCCCAUUAACCAACUGGCUUGUACCGUAUACGUUUUAUUAAAUAUAAUUUAAGCUUUUUUCUUAUCAACCAAACAUCUAAAACAACAUGGAUUUCGCAAGCUCCAAUAACGUACUUCGUGUCUUUUGCUGGUGUGUGAUUUGGAUGUUGGGGCCAUCUCCAAUUUCUUAUGUGAAUUCCCAAAGACCAUCUCUGGGGCUAAAAAUUCUUAUGCCGGAUUUAUUCAAAAUGCAAGAACCAGUGAGAAAAGCCAUCCAGAUGGUAAGGACUUCCUCCUUUCGUCGGCGACAAAUCAGGUCUCUUAAGCUUGAUAUUCAGAAAUCGGACAUUGGUGACAAUCCGUCGGAGAUAUUUGAAUUGUUUUGCUCCAAUAUUUUACCCAAUCAAAUCAACACAGUGUUGUAUCUGACGUUAAAAGACGACUCUGGCUUCAUCAGACUCACGGAUUAUAUGAACAACAUCAUACACGAUAUAGGCCUACCCCUACUAUCGUGGAACCCCUACCUGACUGGUCCAAUACAGAACCAGGUAAAGUCACGCACCCUUCAACUGUCCCCCACUUUAUACCACGAGGCUCAGGUCAUCAUAGAGCUACUCUACCGAUACAACUGGACACAUUUCACCAUCGUGACGUCAUCAGAGGUCAACAGCUUUGACUUUAUCAAUGCCGUGACGUCAUUGGUGAAACAGAAUAAUGAUUACUUAGGAUACCCAAGAAAACCCAGGUUAACUCUGGUGACGACACUGGUGUACAGCGGAAGUUACGACAUAGAUCACGUGGAUGAAGAGACAAGGGAUUUUCUAAAGGAAAAUAAUCACAAAGACUCGAGAGUUUACCUUCUACACACUGGUCGGUUGCACACCUACAGUUUUAUGGACGCGGCCCAGGACCUAGGCCUUGCGGGACCGGAUUACCUGUGGAUACUGACGUCAUCCAGUAUAGGCAGCCCAUCCCGUACCACCAAACUACCACUCGGUGUAUUCGGUAUCACGUAUAGGGGUGAGUACGGCUCAGACCUAGAGUCUGCCCUGGUGGCCAACGUAACGAAGAAUGCUAUCGAGGCUUGGAUGGACGCCAUGCAGAAGAUGAGCAGCUUGGGUUACAGCAUGGACCAGCUACAUCCGGGAGUUUCCUGUAACAACUCCAACAGCUCCACCACGUGGGAUGUAGGAGAGGAAUUAUACAAUCAGAUGCUGGGCGGGGAUGCAGCAGGAUCGGACUCCGAGUACCCGAUAGAGUUCAAUGACGUCGGUCUCAACAAAUACGUCCACUUACAGAUCCUUAACGUACAGGAAGUCAUGUACAGGGGGCGCCCUCGAGGGCGGCUGACGGAGGUCGGUCGUUGGUCCCCAGUCGUGACCAAAGUCAGAUACACCAAGAAGAUUGAAAUGAAGCUAGAGAUGCAAGGUAUUACGUGGCCAGGAAAAAUGCCGUUUCCGCCCAAAGGUCGACCGGAAAGGCGCUUCUUUAGGAUCGCGACACUGGAGGAGCAACCGUACGUCAUGUAUAAGGAUCCGGACAACUCGACGGGCGACUGUGGCCCACCUUCUAUCCCAUGUCGCCUCGUCUACAACGAAACCAUCCAUGGUAAGAAUGACAGCACGCUGUUUAACGGAACCGUGGUCCGGUGUUGUGCCGGACUUAGUAUCGACCUCCUCAACAUCCUUAGCGAAAAGAUGGCGUUUGACUUCGUUCUGUUUGAGGUGGCAGACCGAAGCUUUGGCGUUCAGAAUGAAAUAACAGGUGAAUGGAACGGCCUCAUCCGGGCCCUUCUAGACCGGCAGGCCGACAUGGUACUCACCGCCCUCCAGAUGACACCCAAACGGAACCAGCUGAUCGAGUUCUCUAUGCCUUACCUGGAGACUGGUACAACAAUCGUCGUGUCCCUUCGGAAGGGCGCCAUCUCUCCUACCGCCGUCCUAGAGCAUGCGUUCUCCCUGUUCCGUUCCUUCUGGUUGAUAUGGGCCAUGCUGUUUGGAGCGUCCGUCUCGGCUGACAAUCCACGAGGGUGCGCUAGCCGUUUCCUGGCCAACGUGUGGGCACUGUUCGCCCUGGUUUUCCUGGCAAGUUACACAGCUAACUUGGCCGCUUUUAUGAUCACCAAGGAAGUCUACUAUGACCUGUCAGGCAUCAAAGACUGGAGGUUAACGAAUCCACACAGCCACAAACCGCCCUUCAAGUUCGCCACCGUCCCUAAUGGGAGUACAGAGGAAAACCUGAGACAGAAUCACCCAGAAAUGUUCAGCUACAUGAAAAAGUACAACCAGCCGUCAGUUCGGGAAGCCGUGAAAGCCUUGAAAAAAGGAGAGAUACAGGCGUUUAUCUAUGAUGCCACACCUCUGGAGUACCAGAUAGGUAUAGAUGCUGACUGUCAUCUCAUAUCCGUGGGCAAAUGGUACGCCAUGACGGGAUACGGUGUCGGCUUUCCUAGGGGGUCGGGCUUCCUAGUCGAGGAGGUCAACUCUUAUCUGCUAGAUCUACAGGAAUACGGAGAGCUGGAUAGGCUACGGAAGUUCUGGUUGGCAGGCGCGUGUCACUCCAAACAGAAGAGAAAGCAGAACAGCCACCAGCUAGGCAUACUUAAUUUUACCAGUGCUUUUAUCCUCCUGGCAUCAGGAAUCGUCCUAGGGGGUAUUCUACUUAUAUUGGAACACCUUUACUUUCGAUUUGGCAGGAAGUGUCUGAAACAAUACGACAAAUGUGGAUGUUGUGCAUUAGUUAGCUUAAGUAUGGGGAAAUCGUUAACGUUUGAGCAGUCUGUCAUGGAGGCCUUAGAUUACACGAAGAAGCACAGAUGUAAAGACCCAAUCUGUGAGACCCAGAUCUGGAAGGUCAAGCAUCAGUUAGAUAUCGCUCUCUUGAAGAUCGACAAACUAAACAAGGACAUGAAGUCAAGAAAUGGAAAGACAUCUUCACCUUUAGCAAUUACGGCUUCCGGUGAAAAUCAGGAUCCUAUAAAUGCAAAGAAUGAGGACAGUAGUGAUCCAAUCGGAAAGAAAAAGCGGGAAGCUGAAGAAGAUGCGAUACGAGAAAAGCAGCGAGCACUGGAGGACUUGUAUGCAUCGCGCACAGAUGACGAAGAAGCGGAUGAUGUGCCUUAUGCAAAUGUGGACCGACAGGAAAACAACGUUUCACCUGAUCCGGAAGUUGAAAAUGACAAUAUUAGGUCACAUGAUAGAAGCAUGCGGCGGUCUCCAAGUUACAAUCAAGCCGUGGCAACAGCCACUGAAGGAUCAAGUGUGGCCUCAGACGCAAACCAAGGUCUGAAGCAAAGAAAACUGAGCGAUGGUAAAUACUACUCCAGUGUAAACAACGAGGAGGUAUGAUGUCAGCACUUGUAAGAGGAUUGUAUAAUUAGAUCAGAAUAGGCUGAAAAAAAGUCAUCUCGAUUUCUAGUGUACAGUGAUAUUUUUAUAACGUUUUCUGUAUAAACCGUUAGUAGAUUAGCGUGGUUGUUUGUGUAGGUCGGUUGUGUAUGUAAUGAGUUUGUGAGGGUAAUCUAGAGGGUUAUCAUGCGUACGAAGGUAUGUAGUCUAGCCAAUGAACUAAAGCGCAGUGUAACUGUUCAAUAUAUAAUUUCACUCGGUAAUAUUUUCAUUUAGAAAUCAAAUCAUUGUAUCGAAAUUUAUUGUCUAUGUAAUGAUGAUGAUUGUGCUGAACUUGUACAAUGACCAAGCUGUCGUUUGAGAUGUUGCUAUCUUCCAGGUUACAUAGUUGAUAUUCCUACUUUGAAGAAUAAUAUAAUCGGUCACGCCUGUGUGAUGCACACAGAGAAACUUUAACCUAAGUGUAAGAUUUUGUUUUAAGUUAGCAAGAUGUUUUGCCGAUUGCUGAACUUUAAACAAAUCUAUCCCUCGGGUUGCGAUUUCUUUGUCUGUAAUGCACGGGAGUAAUUGAUUAUAUUACUCCCGCUAUAUUAAGUUGUAUCGGUGGACUCGAUGUUUAGCACCAUCAUCAAGAGCGCAUGAAAUGUGCGACAAAAUGGAUGAAAUUACCCUGGCUAAACUAAACUACAUGUAGAAAUAACGCGACGGUGUCUUUUAGAAUCAUAACGCGUGUCUCUCCUUGGUAGAUAAAGACAUGUACAUCUUUCCCGUGGCAAGCAUGGGAAUCGGAGUACACCUGUGCAGUGUGGGAAACAAGUAUAUCUAAGUUAUCUUAUUACAGUCAGUCAAGACCUAUUGAUCAUUUAAAAAAUUGCGAAAGCGAUCUUUUUUUUUAAAUGAUAACAACCAAUAAAGCAUCCCAAAGCAGUAUUAUACAAUUACAAUGCACGUGUAUAAAUCUUACAUAUAAUACCGGCACAGAUACACAGUAUACAUGUGUUUCCCUAGUAUGUGAAACAUUGUUAUUUUCCCAUGAAUUCAAUCAUGUUUACUUGGCGAGAACAUGUGAUAUAUCUAGUCCAAUCAGAUACGCCGUUACAUUGACGUCUCACGAUGACUAUCAUUAGUUAAAUAUUUCUUUACAUCACAUCAUUAAUCCUUAUAUUUACACAUCUGAACAGAUAAACGUGUGAUACGUAAAUGCUGUUGCAAUAUCGUAGUCCUCUGUUGACUUUAGACGUCAGUGUCAGUGCUUUUCUUGUUUCCAAUACUCUUAUUGAAAAAGACAAAUUUACAAGAGGUCAAAAUCAAAAUACCGGUGCUUUUUGUGGAUAUCUAGUUAUUUAUACUUACGGUCAUAUGCUUUUUUUUUUGUACACUUGUAAAGAAAAAAAGUUUUUAAAAUUAUGACGUACAAUACACAGACGAGACGGUUAAUCUUAUAAAGGAAUGCAUUAUGUAUAGUUAUUUUUGUACAUAAAAACGUGGAAAAGAACAAUAGAAGGGUUGUUAAAUACAAUUAAUUUAUAUCGAUAUUUAGCGUGUAGUCCAAAGCUGUACCAAAGAAUUAACACUUAUUGAGCGUGUAACACUCGCAUCCAUGUCAAUACUACGAUUCAUUGUUUGAUCAGAACGUCACCGGUUGGUAUGCAUAUUAAACUUUGGUGUGUGUGUGUGUGUGUGUGUGUGUGUGUGUGUUA